AUGGAGACUGGAGAUAUAUUUAGAGUAAGUAGUGCACGAGUUAGUAGUUCUAGUGUAUGGAGGAACAGUGCCAGAGAAAUUUUUUCGAUGUCUUCUCGUGAAGAAGACGAUGAAGAAGCUCUGAAAUGGGCUGCUCUUGAAAAACUUCCCACUUAUCUUCGAAUAAGGAGAGGCAUACUGACUGAAGAAGGUGGCCAAUCAAGAGAGAUUGACAUAGCGAAUCUUGGGCCAGUGGAGAAAAAGAACUUGAUGGAGAGGCUUGUGAAAAUCGCAGAGGAAGAUAAUGAGAAGUUCUUGAUGAAGCUCAAGGAACGCAUUGAUCGAGUCGGACUUGAUCUCCCCACUAUUGAAGUCCGGUUUGAGAAUUUAAAUGUUGAUGCAGAAGCUUAUGUUGGCGGCAGAGCACUGCCUACUUUAUUCAACUUCUCUGUAAAUAUGGUUGAGGGGUUCUUGAAUUCUAUACAUGUUCUUCCAAGUCGGAAGAAACCAUUACCAAUACUUCAUGAUGUCAGUGGAAUCAUCAAGCCAGCCAGAAUGGUAUUGCUUUUAGGCCCACCAAGCUCCGGAAAAACAACAUUGCUGUUGGCAUUGGCUGGAAAACUUGGUUCAGAUCUGAAAGUUUCAGGGAGAGUAACCUACAAUGGUCAUGGAAUGGAGGAGUUUGUUCCACAAAGGACAUCUGCUUAUAUAAGUCAACAUGAUCUUCAUUUGGGAGAACUGACAGUAAGAGAGACAUUAGCUUUUUCAGCAAGAUGCCAAGGAGUUGGAGCCCGUUAUGAAAUGUUAGGAGAAUUGUCAAGAAGAGAGAAAGAAGCAAACAUUAAGCCAGAUCCUGAUGUUGAUAUUUAUAUGAAGGCGGCAUCACUUGAAGGGCAAGAGGCCAGCGUUGUAACAGAUUACAUUCUCAAGAUUUUGGGACUUGAAAUAUGUGCUGAUACACUGGUGGGGGAUGAAAUGCGAAGAGGCAUUUCUGGAGGACAACGAAAGCGACUCACUACAGGAGAGAUGAUGGUUGGACCAGCAAGAGCUCUUUUCAUGGAUGAGAUAUCAACUGGUUUGGACAGUUCAACGACUUUUCAGAUUGUGAACUCAAUUAGGCAAUCAAUCCACAUACUUCAAGGAACAGCUGUAAUAUCACUCCUCCAGCCUGCACCUGAAACCUAUGACCUAUUUGAUGACAUAAUUCUCAUAUCAGAUGGGAAAAUUGUGUACCAAGGUGCCCGUGAAAACGUGCUAGAGUUCUUNGGAAUUUAA
Ilex paraguariensis (yerba mate) is the source of this 1254-nucleotide messenger RNA. Lineage: Eukaryota; Viridiplantae; Streptophyta; Magnoliopsida; Aquifoliales; Aquifoliaceae. The record is from the annotation of a GenBank genome assembly.